GCCCUCACCUGUCAUCACCGGCAGGCGUUCAGGAUCAAGACGCAGAAGCCCCAUCCCCAAGGUCUACAGGGUCAUCAGCCUCUUUCUUACGGGGCUGCCUUCAAACCUUCAGCUCCUCCCUCCAUCUAUGAAGUGAGAAGUUGAACAGAAAGAGAUUAGGUUGUCGCGCAUGCUUGUUGGGCGCAUGCGCAAUUUCCUCCGUCUCUCUUUGGCGCUGCGGGGCGGUGAGUCCAAGAGAAAUUUCCCGGCGGCGCGGAAGAUGCGCGCCACUUCCGGCCGGGCUCCUAACAACGGGGGAGGCUGGUAACCAGGGAGGGGGGGAUGGCGGAGCGGGCGCCCGAGGCGGAGGCGGAGGCUGAGGCGGGCGCAGGCGGGGAGGCAGCGGCCGAGGAGGGCGCGGCGGGCCGCAAGGCGCGGGGCCGGCCGCGACUCACGGAGUCGGACCGGGCCCGGCGGCGACUCGAGUCCCGGAAGAAGUACGACGUGAGGCGCGUGUACCUGGGCGAGGCGCACGGGCCCUGGGUGGACCUGCGGCGCCGCAGCGGCUGGAGCGACGCCAAGCUCGCCGCCUACCUCAUCUCGCUGGAGCGCGGCCAGCGGAGCGGUCGGCACGGGAAGCCUUGGGAGCAGGUCCCCAAAAAGCCAAAGAGGAAGAAAAGGCGUCGGCGCAACGUGAACUGCCUGAAGAAUGUGGUGAUCUGGUACGAGGACCACAAGCACCGCUGUCCGUAUGAGCCGCACCUGGCCGAGCUGGACCCCACCUUCGGCCUCUACACCACAGCCGUGUGGCAGUGUGAAGCCGGCCACCGCUACUUUCAAGACCUGCACUCACCCCUGAAGCCACUCAGCGACUCAGACCCCGACAGUGACAAAGUGGACAAUGGCCUGGGGGCCGGCAGCUCCAACUCGUCCAGCUCCUGCUCUGGCUCUGACUCUGAGGAGCCCCCUGGAGGCCAGCCAGCCAAGGCGACAGUAGCAGCCGCUGCUGUUACCCCCACCAGCCCAGCGGGCAGCAGUGGGCUCAUCACGCAAGAGGGUGUGCACAUCCCUUUCGACGUCCACCACGUGGAGAGCCUGGCUGAGCAGGGCACCGCACUGUGCCCCAACCCAGCAGGCAGCGGGCCGGAAGCCCUGGAGACCGUGGUGUGUGUGCCAGUGCCCAUGCAAGUGGGCCCGGGCCCUGGCACCCUUUUUGAGAACAUGCCCCAGGAGGCACUGGGCGAGGUGGUAGCCAGCUGUCCCAUGCCAGGCAUGGUGCCUGGCUCUCAGGUGAUCAUCAUCGCAGGCCCAGGCUAUGAUGCCCUCACGGCUGAGGGCAUCCACCUCAACGUGGCAGCAGGCAGCAGUGCGCCCAGCGGGGCCCUGGGUGACGAGGUGCCCUGCACCAUGAUGGAGGGUGUGGCAGCCUACACCCAGACGGAGCCUGAGGGCAGCCAACCCAGCACUAUGGACCCCACCACCAUGGCAGGCAUGGAGACUAAGAAAGAGAAGGAGGACCUGUACAUGCUUAAGGAGGAGAAGGAGGAGCCAGUGGCUCCAGAGCUGGCAGAGCUGGCAGCGACAGUGCCUGAGAGUGCAGAGCCUGAGGCAGAGGCAGACGGGGAGGAGCUGGACGGCAGUGACAUGUCAGCCAUCAUCUAUGAGAUCCCCAAGGAGCCUGAGAAGAGGCGGAGGAGCAAGCGGUCACGGGUGAUGGAUGCCGACGGCCUGCUCGAGAUGUUCCACUGUCCCUACGAGGGCUGCAGCCAGGUGUAUGUGGCUCUCAGUAGUUUCCAGAACCAUGUCAACCUUGUGCAUCGAAAAGGGAAGACCAAAGUGUGCCCUCACCCUGGCUGUGGCAAGAAGUUCUAUUUAUCCAACCACCUAAGGCGACACAUGAUCAUCCACUCAGGUGUCCGGGAAUUCACCUGUGAGACCUGUGGCAAGUCCUUCAAAAGGAAGAACCACCUGGAGGUACACCGGCGCACACACACCGGCGAGACACCCCUGCAGUGCGAGAUCUGCGGCUACCAGUGCCGGCAGCGUGCUUCGCUCAACUGGCACAUGAAGAAGCACACAGCAGAGGUGCAGUACAAUUUCACGUGUGAGCGCUGCGGGAAGCGUUUCGAGAAGUUGGACAGCAUCAAGUUCCACACUCUCAAAAGCCACCCAGACCACAAACCCACCUGACCCACCCUACCACUGACCGUCCCUAUUUAUUUGUCCACUCUGAUGCCACUCCUGGGCCUACUGGGCCCGGACUACCAUGGGGGCCACCCCGCAGGCCGGAAGGUGAUGCCCCUGCCCCACCCCAGGGCUGGUCCCACCCCCCCGCCCCCCUUCUCUGGAGCUGGCAAUUGGGGCUGCACUGCUGGAACUGUGUCAAGAGCAGAGCGAGAUUAAAGAGUGAGAAAGUAGA
Messenger RNA from Myotis daubentonii (Daubenton's bat), 2398 nucleotides. RefSeq names its product zinc finger protein 653 (gene ZNF653). Gene Ontology annotation, cellular component: nucleus. NCBI's taxonomy places the organism in Eukaryota, Metazoa, Chordata, Mammalia, Chiroptera, Vespertilionidae. Gene Ontology annotation, molecular function: transcription coregulator activity. The record is from RefSeq and is a predicted model, not a curated record. Gene Ontology annotation, biological process: regulation of transcription by RNA polymerase II.